Messenger RNA from Leucoraja erinaceus (little skate), 3609 nucleotides. RefSeq names its product RNA binding motif protein 12Bb (gene rbm12bb). Gene Ontology annotation, cellular component: nucleoplasm; ribonucleoprotein complex. The transcript is spliced from 4 exons. Gene Ontology annotation, molecular function: RNA binding. Lineage: Eukaryota; Metazoa; Chordata; Chondrichthyes; Rajiformes; Rajidae. The record is from RefSeq and is a predicted model, not a curated record. Gene Ontology annotation, biological process: regulation of RNA splicing. The coding region runs from base 349 to 2535 and encodes 728 amino acids.
UCGCCAUUCUCCUCUCCUUCUCUCGCCCUCCCGCCAACCGCCCGCAGGUCCCGGCAGCACCGCCUUCCCCUGCCCCUUCAUCUCCUGUUUAAAAAUCAAAAACAUCACCAGUCCCAUCACGUCCUCACAGCUUCUGAGCCAGCGUCGACGGUAACACAUGAAAAACGAGUCAAGCAAUUUUUAAGAGAGUCUAUAAAGUUAAAAGACGCUUAUCUGGGUGUUUCUCAAAGGCAACUCCUGUUUAUAGGUCGUUGUAAUCUAGGAUUCUGCUUGAAGUGCAUUCUGGAUCUUCAUUUUUGCAAUUGUGCAAGAAAUUUAAAGUGACUUUUUCUAUUAAUCAAGCUCGGCAUGGCUGUGGUCAUCCGCUUGCAGGGGCUCCCAGUUUCUGCAGGAACCUUGGAUAUUCGUCACUUCUUCUCUAGAUUAUCCAUUCCUGAUGGAGGGGUUCAUAUUAUUGGUGGUGAACUGGGAGAGGCAUUCAUUGUAUUUGCUACGGACGAAGAUGCUCGGCUUGCUUUGAUGAGGUCGGGAGAAAUUCUCAAAGGGAACAGAGUAAAGUUGAUGCUAAGUAGCAGAAAUGAAAUGCAGAAGAUAAUUGAAAUGAGCCGUAAGCGAUAUACAGGCAGCAGUGAGGUGUCCAAUUCCGAACGGCCAGGAUCGAACAAUAUUGGUACAAGCCGGUUUGGUAACAUAUCUUCCACACUAGCUGCAAACCUGGUUUCAGCUAUGCAGCAAGGAAUCAGCAGGGGUGCAUUUCAUCCCAGUGAUAUUGGAAAUUCCAAUAUAGACAACUACAGCUCGCGCAUGGAUCCCAUGAUGAGUGGUAACAUGUCCAAUAUGGCAUUAUCUUCUCCACAGAAUAUUCCAGUUGGAGCUGCUCAUUCUAUGUCUGUUUUGUUUGGAAUGACGUCCAGAGCAAUGGAUAAUAGUUCAGAUAAAUUUAAUGGCUCUGGUACAGUGGAUCUCUCUGCUGAUUCAGCUUACAAUCAAAUGCGAGAACCAAGAACAUCUGAUAAUGUUUACUUGCACCUGUAUGGCAUGCCCUAUUCUGUAAAAGAACAGCAAGUAAGAGAAUUCUUCCAUGGUUUACAAAUUGAUGCAGUUCUUUUCGUGAAGGAUUUUUGGGGUAUGAGAAAUGGUGAGGGUCUUGUUCGAUUUGCAAGUGCUUGGGAUGCAACAAAAGGAUUAAAUCGUCACAAAAACUACAUGGGCCAAAGAUUUAUACAGGUCUUUCGAGCCUCUGAGUCUGAAUGGCUUACUGAGAGAAGCGAUUUACUUGCAGAAGAUAGCCAGUCUGAUAUAAACCGAGGCCGCUCCCCUCCUCAUGAAGAUAACUUUUUCCACUCCAGAAGACGGUCAAAAUUACCACACAGGCGCAGAUCAAGAUCGCGUUCUCCUUAUGAUGAAGAUUAUUAUGUGCAUCUGAAAAAUAUGCCCUAUGGUAUCACAAAAAAAGAUGUACACGUUUUCUUUGAUGAGCUGAACAUUGCAGGUGAUCAGAUUUAUCUUGUAUAUGACAUUUAUGGUGCAAGCUUAAAGGAGGGCUUUGUGAAGUUUCAAAAUGCUGAUGAGCACCGUAAAGCUCUCAGGUAUCAUAAAGUGUGCAUGAAAAACCGUGCAGUUUAUGUUUAUCCCAUUGCCAAAAAUGCCAUGUUAGAGUUGAUAGCCAAUUGUAAACAAAAAUCAAGGGAAAAGUCAGAGGAUAAAAUUGAAAAUAAAAGGUACCAGGCAAGACAAGAAACUCAUUCCUCAUUGAGGUUGUACAUUUAUAUCCGUAACCUUCCUUUCGAUGUCUCCAAAACUGAUAUUCGUAAAUUCUUCAAAGGUUUCGGUGUGUCUGAUCAUUGGAUCCAAUUACUUGUUGAUGGUAAUGGCAUUGGAUUAGGGGAGGCUGUGGUCAAGUUCAAGACUGAGGAUGAAGUUGUAAGGGCUGAGUGCCUCUAUGGUAAGAAGCUUGGCGGAAGAGAAGUUUUGCUAAAGCCAAUUUCAUCGCAAGAGAUGCUUGAACUUGGUGUCAGUUCUGUGCAUGAAAGAACCAAAGGCCAGAAGGAAUGUGACUAUUUUGGUUCUUAUAGCAAGGGUGGUGAUCACUCAUUGUCUAUUGAUAUGCAUGAAUCAGCUGAAUCUUCCUUUGAACCUUCCAGCAGUUUGGGUACUGUACCCUCCACGCAAAGAUCAAGAUACAGCCAAGAAGAAGGAUCGUAUGGAGGGUUUGACACAGGAAAUGGAAAUUUUGGAAGCUACACUGGAGGAGGAUUCAAUUCAGGCUAUCAAGGAACUAUGGGAAUGUCCAGUGCAAACGCUGUUGUGAAGGCCUUUAACCUCCCUUUCAAAAUCACGGUUGAUGAAAUACUGGAUUUCUUCUAUGGCUAUCGUAUUAUUCCAGAUUCUAUCACCCUACGGUACAAUGACAAGGGUUUACCAGCUGGUGAUGCUGUUAUUGCGUUUGAAACAGUUGUUGAAGCAAUAGCUGCUGUCCGGGAACUGAAUGAGAAGCCAAUAGGAAAAAGGAAUGUCAAACUCAGUUUGAUUUGAGAACAGUGAACCUGCCUUUUGGUUUUUAAUGAACAAAUUCUCGCUUCUCUGAAGUAAAACACAGAUGCUAUCUGGCCACUGGUCCCACUGAAUGAAUAACUUAAUUGAAUUGCUAUCAUUUGUGACUUUCAGGCAACAUGAUUCAUGUUGAAAUUGGUCUUUGUUUUAAGUGUUACCAGAAAAUAGUUGGCUCUGGUUUACUACUUUGAGGUAUAUUCUAUUUUGUCUUGACUCAAUUGAUAUAGUUUACAAGAUUAUAUUCUAAUGUUGUUUGGUUCCUUUGAUUUGAUGGGUUUUAAAGUUAAAUGCUGUUGUCUAUAGAUGGUUUGGAAGUAAACAUGAGCAUGCAGAAAUUCUGCAGAAAUUUUAUUUUUCAUUGUAAAAGGAUGAUUGAGUGUAAUCUUUUAAUCUACUCCAUCCUGAAUAAUAUUGUAUCAUUUUUGUUUUAAAACCUUUUUAUUUAGUUUUAACUGCUUACCCCAAUUUUAUUUGAGGGGGGUAGUGGUCCUGAGGUGGAUGUGCUGACCAAACUUUGCUCUGCGCAUGACACACACAUGGAUGUGUGAUUCAAUAAAUGACUUGAAAGCAUACAAGCAAUGUGUCAAUCUAAAAAAUCCAGCCAGGCUCAACUGGUAUAAAAAUCACCCAUUAGAUUACAGGAACAUUAGUUCAUCCAAAAGCACAAAAAUAAUUGAAGAUUCUAUUCCCUCACUCCCAUCCUUAUUGUGAAGGAAUAUAUAAAUGACAAAAAAAUAUUUGAAUAAGAUGUGCUUAUUGGUCAAAUCUGAGUGAAUACUUUAUUCAAUCUCUUGCAAAUGGGGUUAUUCACGUAAAUGACAAAUGAAUUGUGACAUAUUUCCAUUUGUUUAAAAGCAUAGGAAGUUACAAAUGUUUGUUUAAGGUUCUGGAGUAUGGUGGUGCAGUUCCAUGCCUAAAAUAUUAAUUCAGUCUUGUUUUGGAGUUAUUCUCUAAUUGUACGGAUUUGUACAGCUUAAUCUUUGACAAGAAAGACAGCGGGAAUUUAAUUUUUGCAUUUGUAGGCCUGUAAAUUUGAAUUAAAAAAUCUUGAAUAUC